AUGUGUGACGGUGACACGCGCCUAUGGCGGGAGAGACGAGGAGGCGGCGGCCGAGAGGCGACCCCGGGCUCUUCUUCUGUACAUAACGCGGUGGGAGGGGGUGGGGAAGGCCGAGGGGCGUUUCGCUUGGCAGCUCCGCGGCGCCUGCCCCCGCUUUCGGGCGGGAAGGAAGGCGGGUCUGGCGAGCAGCGAGCGAGGGACGGAGCGCAGGAGGCGGGCUCCGCCGAGGCAGGAAGGGCUGUGGCUGGAGCUGGGGCUGUGACGGGGCUGGCAGGGCUGUGCGGGGCCGAGCGAAGGCCCGGAGUCGACGCACGGAAAGGGAGGAAGGAGACGAGGGGACUUUGCGCGCACAGCAGCAGCGAGCCUGGGAAGCCGAGCCGGGCUGGGCCGCGGCGGCCCAGGUAAGGAACUGAGGGAGAGGGGCCACCGGGGCAGGAAGGAAGCGUGUGCGAAACACACGCGCACGCCGCCCGUUUCACACGUUCACUCCCCCCCUCUUUACGCGGGUGGUGGGGAGAGAGGUGACGUGUGACGGGUGUUCCUUUUUUGGAGUUAAAAGCUCCUGGGAACCGCCGUUUUGUACAGUUCCACACAAACAUUAUGGGUUGUUUAGAUUAGGCAGCCUUGCAUCGGGAAGUUUUUUUUAAUUCUCGGCAUUUCGUUGUGCUUUUUAUACGUGCUGGAAGCCGCCCAGAGUGGCUGGCGGGGUAUGAAUAAUAAAAAUUAUUAUUAUUAUUAUUAUUAUUAUUAUUAUUAUUAUUAUAUUGUGUUUGUCUUUAAGCAGGGACAUGCAAAGCGUGUCACGUGUACCCCGUGGAACUGCGAAUAAACGCGCGCGCCGUGAACCCGUGUCCCCGGCCGUGUUUGUGCGCGCGCUGGGUGGCGUCCGUUCAGAUGCGCGUGUUGUUGCAAUGUGGGAUGGCACAUGGGUCCAACACCCCAGCCUCUCCUUGUGGGGUAAAUACAUUUCGGUAAAUAAAUACUUGCGGCCGUGUGACCCCCACCCCCACCCCCUCCUCUCCCCGCGGCAGUGGGUGGGUGUGUUUGUGUUGAAAAGAAGAUAAGGACUGCAUGUAUUUUGCUACCAGCGGCUGUUAAGAAAUGGCAGUAAGGGCAAGAAUAGUAUUAAAAAGUUAUGCGUGCAUCAGAUCCUGCAUAUAUGAGUGGCAGCUUGAGGAGACAGAGAGGUGCAGGGAAUGCCUUUCCAUUGCUUCUGUGCAAGGUAGAUUUCCUGUGUUUCAUUGCUAUAUAAGAGGUGCUAGGAACUUGAACCCGAGUGAAAAUUGUACCGCCUGCCCUGCAGGUCCUCCUUCCUUAUCCUUUCAGAGCGACAGCAAAGCACUCUGCGUAUGCUCAGAAGUAUUAUCUUGCUCACAACUGCCAUGAAAAUAGGUUUCCAGGCUAAGCUCCGAUUCAAAAUAAAAUCCUGGGUAUAUUGGUUUGCCUUUUUAAAAAAAACAAAAAAAAACCAACCCUAUAUGGCAACUAGCCUGCCUUUAACACAGGCACUUCACAUGGAUGACCAGGACUACCCAGGGCUGUGUUAGUUUAAGUGGUCUAUUUUGCUUUUUUGCUUUCCCUGCUGAGCUGUAAACAGCAUGUGCUGGAGGUGGGGGGGAGUGUUUACUUUCUAGCAGAAGAAGCAAUAAAUCUGCCAUGCAGUUUCCCCUCCCUGCCGCUUCCCGAACGUUGCUGCACACAGUUUCAAAGCAAUGCCAUUGGUGCCUGGGCUAUCUGCUACCAUGUAUCGCUCCAUGUUUGCCACAGGUUGUUGAUUCUGAUAGCAUUGCUUUCUGGAGAAAAUGUGGGGGUUGGGGGUCUGAGAGUCAAGGUCCUAAUUCAAGAAGCCCAAAUUCCCUCUGUAGCAGAGCUGUUUUUUCUGGUGGAAUGGUUGUCAUGGUGCACGUAGACGUUUUCUGUGCCAUAAUCAUGAGAUGACUCCACUGGUGAAUCAAAUGCUUAAACCAUGUGCAUCAUAUUGAACCGCUCGCAACUUUCCUGACGAAACUAGCUGAACAGAAAUUUUCUCUGAAAUGCAUAACUUUCUCAAUGUCCUUACAAAUUUUUUUUUCUAUUGGACAACUUCUGUAUGUGAGUGUUGAGAGCACUGCACCACAUUUCACCCGCUGUAAUAAUAUAUAUUGAAUUUAUUUAAUUUAGAGCAUUUGUACUCUGCUAAAAAGGCUCCCAGAGUGGCUUACAUGCAAACAAAACAAGUUUAACAAUCUGAAAAACACAUACAACAUGUAAGAGAUUUUCUCAGCCAUGUAUCUAAUACUUAUUUACUUAAAUCAUAGAAUCAUAGAAUCAUAGAGUUGGAAGAGACCACAAGGGCCAUCGAGUCCAACCCCCUGCCAAGCAGGAACACCAUCAGAGCACUCCUGACAUAUGGUUGUCAAGCCUCUGCUUAAAGACCUCCAAAGAAGGAGACUCCACCACACUCCUUGGCAGCAAAUUCCACUGUCGAACAGCUCUUACUGUCAGGAAGUUCUUCCUAAUGUUUACAAAACUCAAACUUAUAAAUUACAACACAUUGAAAUAAAUGUCAGUUUAGAAGGACAAAUAAAAAUAACUUUGCCUGUUGCAGAAAACAUAAUCAUUUUGGGGAGAGAAUCCUAUGAUAAAUGAGGCACCACAAUUGAAAAGGGUGUCUGCCACUUAUCUCAGAUGGUGGAGAUGCCUGGUGGUGAGAGUCUCCAAAGGUCACCUCAAUACAUGGACAGGUUGAACCAGGGACAAGCAUUACUUCAGGCACCUAGGUCCCAAAAUAUGCAAGGAUGUAAAACAGUUUUGCAUUUGAGCCAUAAAGGACCCUGACCAUUAGGUCCUGUUGUGACCGACUCUGGGGUUGCAGCGCUCAUCUCGCUUUAUUGGCCGAGGGAGCCGGCAUACAGCUUCCGGGUCAUGUGGCCAGCAUGACUAAGCCACUUCUGGCGAACCAGAGCAGUGCACAGAAACGCCGUUUACCUUCCCGCCAGAGCAGUAACCCGUCGCAGGGAUCCAAACCGCCAACCUUCUGAUCGGCAAGUCCUAGGCUCUGUGGUUUAACCCACAGCGCUAGGCAACCAGAAAUUCUAUGCAGGUGAGUAAGGGAGCUAGUGGACGAGGGACGAAUUGCUCCAUCUCACUUUUGAUACCCUGCUUGGUUUCUUUGCCAGCUGUGAAAGAAGGGAAGUCCUUUUCUAUGAGAUCAGCAUGGAAAUACAGAGGGCUGGUGAAGAAGGGAUGGAUCAUUUUGACCAUCCAGCUGUCUAUUUCAUUGAAGUCUUCAUUAUUAUUAAUAUGUUAAGAAGCUAAAAGCCUGCUUUUCCAUGGAGUCUAGGACUUCCCGUCUUCCAUGACCAGCAUGGAAAUGCAACAUGCUAGUCUUUAUUGCAGGCUAGUAAAAGUUUGCUGGCUAGUAAUUUUUGUUGGGUUAUUUCCAAGACUACACUGGUUAGCAGUUAGUUUCCAUGCUCAAUUCUAAUCACUGUUUUUGACCUUUUUAUGCUUCUGAGGAUCUCAGUACCUCAAGGACUGUCUCUUCUCACAUGAACCAACCCAGACCCUGUGUUCAGCAUCUGAGGCUCUUCUCUGUGUGCCUCCUGGUGACAUGAGAAUGGGCCUUUUCAGUUGUGGCUCUUCUAGAAUGCUUUCCCCAGGGAGGCUUAGCACCAUCACUAUCUAGUUUAGAUGCCUGGCAAAAAAACUUAAAUUUACAAAACUGAGUUAAGGGAAAUCACCAGCACCUUGAAUUACACUUGGAAGCAGACUGCAGCUAAGGACUGGAAUAAUAUAUUCAUCUGUAAUUAGCAAUCUAGUAACUAUUCUGAAACAACAGCAGUUUCUGAACAGCUUUUAAUGGCAGGCAGUCCUGUGUGCAGUUAAUUGCACUAGCCAAUCUAUUCAGCAGAGUAUAACUAAUACAGUACAGCUAAAAUAAUUGUGGCCAGACUACAAGAACUAAUUUAUUGGGUUAAUUCUGUUGCGUGUGUUUGGUGUUAAAAUGGUUAUUAUGUAUUUCUAUGGUACUUCUCUGUGAAUAAGUUGUAUUUAACUUUGCAGCAGCCUCUUGAGACAUGUUUAGGCUGUAAGACAGCGGUAGGCAACCUAAGGCCUGUGGGCCGGAUGCGGCCCAAUCACCUUCUCAAUCUGGCCUGCAGACGGUCUGGGAAUCAGUGUGUUUUUACAUGAGUAGAAUGUGUGCUUUUAUUUAAAAUGCAUCUCUGGGUUAUUUGCGGGACAUAGGAAUUCGUUCAUUUCCCCCCCCCCCCAUAUAGUCCAGCCCACCACAUGGUCUGAGGGACGGUGGACAGCUGAAAAAGGUUGCUGACCCCUGCUGUAAGAAAAUGACACUGAUGUUCUGUGGAUUGGUUCAGCUCUUGAUAGAUUCGCAGUAAGGAAUGGAUUUUGCCUCAGGCCAGAUUGCAUGGUGACCUUGGAAGUUUCCUCUGUUGUAUUCGACUUGACUGCCUCUUGCGAAUCACCUUCACCUAUUAACUCUCUGUAAGCUACUACUUAGGGACGUGGGUAGUGCUGUGGGUUAAACCACAGAGCCUAGGACUUGCCGAUCAGAAGGUCGGCAGUUCGAAUCCCUGCGAAGGGGCGAGCUCCUGUUGCUCUGUCCCAGCUCCUGCCAACCUAGCAGUUUGAAAGCACAUCAAAGUGCAAGUAGAUAAAUAGGUACCGCUCUGGCGGGAAGGUAAACGGCGUUUCCGUGUGCUGCUCUGGUUCACCAGAAGUGGCUUAGUCAUGCUGGCCACAUGACCCAGAAGCUGUCUGCGGACAAACGCCGGCUCCCUUGGCCAAUAAAGAGAGAUGAGCGCCGCAAUCCAGAGUCGGUCACGACUGGACCUCAGGGGUCCCUUUACCUUUAAGCUGCUACUGCAGUGUACCUUCACAGAAUGUUCCUUCCUACAUUGAGAAGCAGUGUGGAGUCAAGGCUAGAGCAGUUGGGCUUUGAUGUCGAAGCCCAGUUCAUGUCUAUACUCAGCUGUGAGCCUCCCAUCCCAAACAACUGAUUAGCGCUCUAUCUGGUUAUCGUACUGGGAUGACGCACACUAGCAUAGCUGAAAUGUGGCAACAAUCUCUCAAACUAACCUACUGGACAGGAUUGUUGUAAUGAUAAGGUGAGGUAUAUCUACCCAUGUACACCCCUUUUGAGUUCACUUGAGGGAGGGACAAGAUGCAAAUAUGACUAAUCAUGUAUAGGUUAUAGAUAUGCAUAGAUAAUGUGUGGGUAUGAUAAAAAUAAAAAACUAUCAAUAGUUUGAUGGGUACGUUGUCUACUCUUUGCUGCAUCUUGCAUGACAAACAAACAGAAGCAGGAGUGGGUGAUGACAUUGGGGAUUUGUUUUUGUCUCUGCAGCUCUUAUUGUUUAUUGAUAUAGAACAAGAGAUUUAAAUUUACAGAGGGCCAAUACUUGCUUCAUAUCAUAGAUACUAGGACAGUCUCAUCUGGGGUACCUGGAAUUCUAUCCCAAGUUACAGUCCAAUUGCAUUAUCUUAUAAAGCAGAGCACACGUGGAUGAAUUGUGCUCCCCCCCCCCCCAAUAUGGGCACUUUGUCCUUUCUGUCAUAGUGGUGGGCAGUUUGCUAGUAAACCAUGAAUGCUUCAUGGCAGAACGAGAGUUUUGCACAUGAAUCCUAAAUGUUCCACUGCACUAUACUGACAAUUCUUAGGACACAUUUCUCUCUAGGGCAGAUAUCAAGCUCUAAAGUAGAGGGGCUUUUAUACCAGCUGGCCGCUGAGUUGAUCCCACCUGUUGUUAAAUGGGCAGUUUACAGCUUUUGUUGCUAAUUCAUUAUGAAGUGCAAUUGAUACGGAUUUCGCAUAGUUGCUUUCGGGUUGAGAUUUUGCUGCAUGGCAGGCUCAAAUUCAACUGAUACAGCUUUUGCUAUCUCUCUAUAUAUGUGGAUAAUCAAUCUCCCUACCCCACCCCACCCCACCCCACCCCAUAUUGCUAUCUUAGCAUUUAAAAGAGGGCAUCCCUUUGUUUAUUUCCCCAGGACAGUGGGGCUGUGGAGCAAUUACUCUUUUAUCUAUUGGGCUUGUGUGUUUUGAAAUUAUGUUGUUGUUCAAUACAGUGAAGCAAAGGGCAAUAGAAAUAGCCCAGUUUACACCAUGAGAAUACUUGGCUGCCUGUGUGGGAUAAGCACUUCCUUCAGAACAGGUAUCUAGGAUGAAUAAACUGUAGUUCUUGACCAGAGUGCAGAAUUGUAGGGGGGAAAUAGAACAUUAGACACCCUGGACAUUUGCCUACUGCCUGCACUGUGUGGUUUGAUUUGUUUGCACAAGACGUAUGGAGAUGUUUGUUCCUCAGGUUCCUUUUUCAGUGCUAACACAUAUUCUCGGCUUGAAGCCUUGUAAUGGGCUGUUACCUCUACUGCAUGGUUGAUCUUCUAAAUAGCUGGUAGGAGAAUAACUUGCUGAUGGAUGAGCAUAUGACUUCCAGUCCCUUCCCAUUUAAUGAUUUCACAGUUCUAGCAUAGAAAUGACGUGGGGCUGAUACAGUUUUCAUGGCUGCUAUUGCUUCAUUUAUAUGCCACUUUUCUUAAAGCAGCACACAGUGUUAGUUAUACAGGGCCAUCUUUUCAUUAUGUUAAUAGUAUGAUUUUUGAAGCCCCCCUAAAGUGUUAGGUAGCUAUAACUUGGCCUCAUGAAAAAGUCUAGCAGGGUUAGCUUGCCCUGACUUUUGCAGAGAGAAAGGGAACUCAGCUUGCAAUGGGAAGUAUUCACAAGGCCAAACUCCAUCUGCCUCCUGCCUACAGGGGCUCUGGGAAAUUUGCCAUGCUGUAUUUGUGUGUGUGUGUAGUAAUAAUCAAGGAGCUAUAGGCAUGCUUAAUAAAUCUAGAGCUAAGUUUUAUUUAGAGUACACCAUGUGCCUACAAGAGUCCACAUAUUUUUAUUUUGUAGUAAUUUUGUUUCCUAUCUUUUGCAGUGCUUUUCAAGAGCUCCAGUUGAGGGCGAGGAAUCAGUGGAGGUAGGUCCUAUAGAAAUCCAAACUUUAAUAAUCUACCUUUACAUAAUUUCUGUUGUGCUGCUUGUGCUUCUCCCAUAUUUUUUUUAAAAAAACGCCUUCCCCUGGUUUUGUUUCAUUCUUUAUCCAAGAUCUAUGCAACACCAAGUGAGAGUAAAGUUUCCCCUAGUACGGAGCAUGACCACAUAGAGAAAUGCAAGACAAGUGGCAAGCCUUUAUAAAGUGUUUGAUCAAGCACUUAUGAAAACAAAGUAAACCGUAAAACUGUUCUUGCUUAUAUGCUUGUUGACCCUUUCAAAAUAAUUCUGAUAUAAACUAGAAACAUUUGGCCAGUGUCACAUGUUAGAUCAAAGAGCGAUGUGAAAUUCAGCCCAGUAUUUCUCCACCUCUUUGGCUUGUAGUCUCAAAAUUUUCCGCAUUCCUUAGCCUUGCCAUUCUCUUCCUGCCAACACUGUCCAAGCCCCUCCUAUAUUUAGGUUGUUCUCUCUUCCUCCUUUUUCUGUGGGCAUUGGUCUUCUCCACUGAUCUUCCCUAAAGUUUCUGCUUCUCACCCACUAUGUUCUGGAACUUUCCGUCUCAGAAGCUGCACUAUUUUCCCUUCCUUGCAGACAGAUUCUCAUUCUGAGCAGUUAGAAUGAGUGAAUAGAAACCAUCAGCUUACUGAGCAGUGAAUGUGGGAAAGUUUGCCCAUUUCUUAUGUGCAGGAGCACAUACAACUGUGGCUGGCUUUGUCUUAUUCUGUGGUUGCUGUUGCUCUGUCCUUAGUUACGGACUAGUUCUGUUCUGUUGCCAUGGAGUGGAAGGCCUGGCCCUCCAUGCAUUGCUAGUGUGUUUUAUCACUAUUUAUUGGGGAAGUUUAGGGAAGUAGGUCGGUUAUUUGUUCUUACAGUCUUAAAACUUUAUUCACACUGAUAAUUGUGUUGUUUCAAAAAGGUCAGUAAGAUUUUUCCACUCUCUUUGGAGUGGUUCUCUCUCUCUCUCUCAGGAAAAAAACAACAGACUUUUUACAAAAUUUCUGUCUGCGAAGCCCAUUGUUGUGUAGCUUUUAAUCCUGUGAAACUGCCUAUUGAGUGUAACAUCACACCUUAAAAUCAAGAUUAAUCACGUAUGGAUUGUACACAUUUCACCCCAGCCCCUUGUCAUACAACUCACACAGAACUAUGACUUCUGAGAUAUAACUAAAAGAACCCUCAGAUCUGACUAUUAUGGGGUUAAAUUUGGAACCUCUAAUUAUGGACAGAAGUAAGACUUUUCUUUCCUGAUCCUUUUUAGUUUUUGCCCGGGAUAUUCCAGCAGUAAACAACCUGCAAAUAAUGUGAGUAGGAGUAUUAUUUAUGUAUUAAAAAGCGUUCUUACACAAAAAACACAAAACUAAAAGAGAUUAUUUAAAGAUGUGUCACAGAACUAAACAUAUUUUAAGUAUUUCAAAAUAUAUAAACAACACUUGGAAAAAGAAUUUUGAAGUCUCAAGGGCAAAUUACACACAGUGAUAAAGACAUAGUUUGGCAUUGCAUGAAUCUUUUUAAAAACUUAUAUAUAGCAGCUGUAGGGGGUGAUAUGGCUCCCAACAUUUACCAAGUAUUACAUAGCAGAGAAAGAUUGCUCCUUAUUUUGCUUAAUACCAUGAAAUGCCAUGAUAGAAAAACAUUGUUUGCUAAAUUGUCUGUCCGUAGUGUUCUCUGACAUUGCGCAAAAACUCAGCAAAUGAUUUGGAGGAUUUGCAGGCUGGAAACAGGUGCUAGACGUGUUUUGGUCUCUCAAAUCAAUCAGUACACACAUACAUACCUAUCUGUUUCAUGUGACAGUUUUCUCUUUCAGAGGGCAUACUGUAUGGCUUCUAACAUGGAAUGGCCAUCCUCCGUGUAUCUCCAUUUCCAUCCUUCAUAACAGCAAGUAGAGAUGCCAGCCAGGGAGGAGAGUCAGAACAUAAAGCAUAGUGGAGUAUUUUAUGAGUGAUGAAUAAUAAAAGGAAUAGUGCUGCAAAAACCUGCUCUUUGGGUGGGAAGCUUUAGUCUUGGCUUUUAGCCAGAGAUCUCCCUGCUCACAUACAGCCCCUAAACAUAUUUACAAAACUUCUCUGUUAAAAAAAAAGGUGUGUUCCCCAUACUUUUCAGUUAGGGUAGAGCAAACUGAAAAUGUUCUUAGGUUUUAGAAUUAAAACCAGAAAUUUGCCCUCCCCACAGAAUCAUGUGCUUAUUUGAACCCUGGCCUUCCACUACACCAAACUGGUGUUGUGUAUGAAUUUGUAGUCAGCUGUAUAAGCUAUAAGUCUGGUCCAGGAAUAAAGCAGGAUGAAGACCGUGUUUCGAGAAACGAAGUGUAGGAUGCAACUUGCAUACAUAGUCCCUAGCAGUAACAGUGGUAGUGCUGCUGUCAGACACCCAGCUCAGUGGCUUGCCAACCUUUCAGCUUUGGUGGAGCUGUUUUUACAUGGUCCUCCACUGAGAAACCCUUCUAAAGCUUUUCUACAACACAGUUUGAAAACCAAUAUCUUAGUUCAACAAUUUCAAAGCUAGGACCACCCCUUUAACUGCAGCCUUCAACAAUGAGACCCUUUUUUUUUUAAAGCAACACAUGGCUGUUCUUCCUCAUCUUCCUUUAGGGCAGGGGUGGGGAAGGAACAUGUGGCCCUUUAGAUAGUGAUGGACUUCAAGUUCCAUUCUGGCCAUGCUUGCUGGGGCUAAUGGGAGUUGGAGUCCAACAACAUCUGGAAGACCACAGGUUCCCCAUAUUUGCUUUAGGGUAACCAGAAUGGAAACCAGGACUCCUAUCCCUUUAAUAUUAUACAGAAGAGGGGGCUUUAAGCAGCUUGUUAAGUAGAGAUAAGAAAAGUUAUCAAAACAUUUAUAUAGCUAUACAGGUGCCAUUUUCCUUAUUUAAAUACCCACCCACCCUCAGAUCCUAGAGAUAACCCAGAUUUGAGAGUACAGCCAAGAAUGUAAAUUGGGAAAUCAGCACAGAAGAGUUAAAUACCCCACAGCUCCACUGCUCUGAUGAAAUUCUGCUUUUCAGUAAAAAUGCAAAUGUUGGGAGAUCAAGUUGCAGAUGCCCUGCGCAGUGUAGCUUUGCCCUCAGAUUUAAAGUUUGCAAAGUUGUUUUACAUUCUUUGUCACUCUCUCAUUCAUCUUUAUUGAAUUUGAUUGGCUUUUACAAGUGGAACUUGCAGCAAAAGAUGACUCAGAAACUUCAACCGAUCCAAAAUGCAACAGCCUGUUUACUGGCUGGCGUUCCAUUUAGAACUCGCAUAAGCUCUGUGUUAAAACAAACUGCAUUGUUUGCAGUUUCUUUCCUUGACCCAAUUCAAGGUACCGGUACUUACUUGAUGUUUGAAGUCAUUUUCUAACUUUUGGAACCUUUUCUGAGUUUGGGUUUUUUUUGCUCUUGUGUGUGUGGGGGGGGAUUCUUGUCCUUUUCUUUUACGUUGACUGUUGAUUAUAUGUUUGUGUUCUAGAGUGUCUUAGGUUAUUGUUAAGGAAGGACACUUGUGUCUUCCUUAGAACAAAUCUUUUGUGUUUGGUACUUAACUGCUUUAUUAUUGAAAAAAUUAAUAGAAAUCAGGCCAUUCACUAUGACAGCCCCUAAAUUGUGGAAUUCUCUUCCCAAAGAGGUGUGCACUUUCUUCACCUUAUAGCUGUCAUUGGAUGUUGAAGUCAUACCCUCACUGUAUUUUCUUAUUUAAAAUUGCAUUGGUUUCUUACUUAAAUUCUCGUAUCUCAUUUUAAAUUGUAUCACUGUAUUGUUUUAACCUGCCCUGGGACUUUGUGGUGAAAAGCGGGUUAGAAAUCCUGUUUACAGUUACUAUUAUUUAUUCCAUUUAUAUCCUGCCCUUCCUCCAGAAGUCCAGGGCAGCAACAGAAAAUGCAGCGUGGUGUACUAUCGUUGAGGAUUCCUGCCAUUUCAUUCUCCCUGCUCCCAAGCAGCCAGUCAGCAUUUCAUGCCAAUUGUCAAGUUUUGGUUUUAUCCCACCUAAAAAUAUUUUGUAUCUCUGCAAACCUUGGGGUUUUUACCAAACUUGCAUGGGAUGUGCCAUAAGCAAAUGAUACACAGUCUGAACUUUGGAAAUGGAAGGAAUUAUGAUGCAUAGCGUAGGCAGAGAUGUAUAUGCUUUGCAGUUCUCUUACUGUUGGUUUAUAUCUUGUAGAGUUGUGCUGCUGUGUAUUUCUUGAGAGAGUGGGUGUUACUCAGCUACGUCUUACUCAGAGUAGUCCUAUUGAAAUGAAUGAACCUAACUUAGUCUACUCUGAGUGAAACUUAGUUAAAUACCACCCAUUAUCUAUGGGCUGCAGUAAAGAUGUGAGUGCAUGGGGAAAAUUCCUCCCAGGGUUUUUUGGGGGGCGGGGGAUGUUUUCCUCAAGGGAAAUUUGAGGGGUUUCCCCAUUCCCCCCUCAAAUCUUCAGAUCUCUAGACAGUAGGAGAAUUUGGUCUCUCCUGGUUGAUGGUACUGCUUGCGGCAUCGUGGAAAGUUCGUUUCAGAACUUACUUUAUUUACUUCAAGUUCCUUUGACAUGAUACACUGUGGAGUUUCCUGCUUACAGUUCAUUUUGAUCUGGGUAGUGUAUAUUCUGUACAGGUGACUCUCAACUUACGCUGGGGUUACGUUCUGGGGGUAGCACAUAAAGCCAAAAUCACAUACACUCAAAAUGAAAUGGGUUCAGUGGUGGGUGGGAUUGCGAAAGACUUUUCCACCCAGACGUCCGCCCCCUUUUUAUUAUUACUAUUAUUAUGCCAAGUGCAUAAAGCUGUACUUCCACCAUCAGACCAUCUGCUGCUAGAUGGUAUCUGUUUUAGACACAGAAUUCAGCAUCCUAUAAAUCUCAGUGAUAAACUUGAAAAGUAAUGAUCAGUAGUGAAAUCUCAAAAGACCCAAAUGUCCUGUGGUCCUGGAGACUUUUAGAUGCCCUACAUGGUUUCUUGCCCUUUUCAGUGGCCAUUAGAACAAGUAGGCAAACAGACCUGUGAGCACAUUUGCAUAAAUUAUUUAAGUUGUAGAUUUUGGGUUGCUUUUGUGCAAAAUUUGGAUAUUCCCCUGAAAUUUAUGCAGAUCUGGGGUAUGUGUAUGUAUGUUGAACUGACAUGAGGGCCCCAUACCUCACAUCUAUAACAGCUAGCAAUGUUCUCUAACACAAGUACAGUCGUACCUUGGUUUUUGAACAGCUUCGUUCUCGAAUGUUUUGGCUCCCAAACGCUGCAAACCUGGAAAUGACUGUUCCGGUUUGCGAACUAUUUUUGGAAGUCGAACGUCCAACGAGGCUUCCUACAGCCAAUCAGAAGCCAUGCUUUGGUUUCCGAACGUUUUGGAACUCGAAUGGACUUCUGGAACUGAUUCCGUUCGACUUCCAAGGUACGACUGUAGUGUUUUAGAUGCUGUGUAGAGCACAGAACUAGCAUUAUUUUUGUUUGGAAAGCCCCCAGUCUACAUUUGAUGGGCAGCACAAGGUUUGGGGGGGGGGGAGGUGGGCAUGUUUAGCCUGGAGAAGAGGAGGUUAAGGGGUGAUAUGAUAGCCAUGUUCAAAUAUAUAAAAGGAUGUCACAUAGAGGAGGGAGAAAGGUUGUUUUCUGCUGCUCCAGAGAAGCGGACACGGAGCAAUGGAUCCAAACUACAAGGAAGAAGAUUCCACCUAAACAUUAGGAAGAACUUCCUGACAGUAAGAGCUGUUUGACAGUGGAAUUUGCUGCCAAGGAGUGUGGUGGAGUCUCCUUCUUUGGAGGUCUUUAAGCAGAGGCUUGACAACCAUAUGUCAGGGGUGCUCUGAUGGUGUUUCCUGCUUGGCAGGGGGUUGGACUCGAUGGCCCUUGUGGUCUCUUCCAACUCUAUGAUUCUAUGAUUCUAUGAAAUUGAGAGAUGUAUCCACUUGCUUUAUACUGAGCCAGAACACCGGACUAUCUGGUCCAGUAUUUUUUCCUCUGACUGUCAACAACUCUCCAGCGUCUUUGGUAGAUUCCCCCCCUGCCUCUUGUUCCAGAGAGCCUUUAAUGAUAAAAUUGUAUGUAAAUGACUGAAACAAACAAACGCACUCAGAGAUGGGUAAUCUGCGCUCUCCAGAUGUUAUCAGACAACAGUUUAACUCUCUCUGUUGGCCAUGAAAGUUGGAGUCCAGCAACAUAUGGAGGCCACAAGCUCCUCAUCCCUCCUUUAACUGGAGAUGGCAGGGAUUCUGAACUUUAGUUCUUAUGAAUGCAAAGCAUGUUUUCUGCUACCAGAAGCAGGUUAAGUAUACAGUGACCCCAAACUCCCAUUAUUCUAGGCGCAUUUUGCAACAGGGAAUUUCAUUGGCGUGACCAGGUUCUGAGCUCUGGGCACAGUACUGCGCCUAAGAUUUCAUAUUAAAACUGCAAAGUGGAAGAAAAGGAGGACCUUUUUCUGCCUCCCCACUUCCAGCUACUCCCUGAAGACUGGAGAAGAGACCCUUUUAAGAAUAUUAGGGAGGUGGGCAGGGGAAGGAGUAGAUCAUGCGAAAAAUGAACAUAAUAUUUUAGCUGCAGUUGAUUCAUUUUCAGCUUUGUAUUCUUGUUAUAUAAAAAAAGUGCGCCCAGACAUUCCAUUGUUGCUCCCAUAACCUAGGUUUAUUUAGCUCCUCGCUUUCAUGUCUCAGUUUCUAACACUGCUCAGGAAAGGUUUUACCUGAAGGAAAAAACUUAUUGGGCCAACAUGAGGCAUAGAAGAGGCAUAUAUCAUAAGGCAUGAAGGUGGUGGAGGGAAAGGAAUGUAUCAUAUUAUCCUUCCCCAAUCUGGUGCCCUUCGGAUGUUGUUGAACUCCCAAUCUGCAUCAGUCUUAUCUAGCAUGGCCAAUGAUCUGGAAUGCUGGGGGUUGUGGUCCAAAAUGACUAGAGGGCACCAGUUGGCAGAGGCUGUCAUAUGUGGCCACAGGGAUGAGCCUUACUUCCCAGACUCUGGAGACCACAGAUCAGGAGUGGGGAACACGUACCUCUGCAGAGAUUGCUGGACUAGGAUUCUAUUAUUCUAUACUACAACUUCCAUUACCUCUUGACUGUCAGCCACCCUGGCUGGGACUGAUGGGAGCAACAGGUAUGAUGGAAGAUCACAGGUUCCCCAUCCCUACCAUAGAUAAUUCUGUUUUGCAGGUAGGGGAAGCAACCAUUACUUUAAAAUUCCCUGUCAUUGGAAAGAUGGUUAUUGCUCUCCUGUAAGUGUUAAAAUGAUGAGGGAAUUGUUGUUCUUGCCUGUUCAAACUCUAUGUAGGAAGUAGAACAACACAGCCUCCCAGAUUAUUAUAUCGCAGUGUGGGGCCCAAUUUGACUUUGCUUGAGAAGGCAAUAGGCAUUUUCUGUUGUAAUUGUAUGUUCUUUGAAAAAAUGUUCUCAUUAUAAAAAACUAUACAUGGUAAUGCUAUGUUUGUAUUUUAAUACUUUCUUUCAUUAUUUCCUAGCUUGCUUCUGGUUUUAAAAUAGCUAAAGAAACUAAUUUUAAGUACCUUAGAAACCUGCAGCUGAACACUUGGCUGGUUAUUUCCGUUUGAUAUGUGACCUUCAGCCUUUGUCUUUUCCCUUCUCCACAGUUCCUAGCUUAAAUGUUUUUUGUCCUUAUACUUUUCCCUUUUGCCAACAACUUGGAGCCCCUCUUGUGCUCAGGCUGCACAAGCUAUUUCACCCUAGCCCCUCACUCUGUUUGUUGUUGUUGUUUAUAGUCGUUUAGUCAUGUCCGACUCUUCGUGACCCCAUGGACCAGAGCACGCCAGGCACUUCUGUCUUCCACUGCCUCCCGCAGUUUGGUCAAACUCACUCUGUUUAGCUGUUCUUUAUCUCAGUCUUCUGUCUCCACACUUUCAAAUGUUUUCAAUGUCUUUUGCUCAGCCUACUGCCCUUUUUUCUUCAGUUGUGUGGCUUCUGGCCUCCUUAUAUCUUCCCAGAAUUCUGUCUCCUUCCUUCCUGCUGACAGCACAUAGUUCCACCUGUCCUUUCGCCCUUCGUUAUCUCUUUUUCCCAAACAAGCGAACUUUUCAAUUCCAUCCACAGCAAGCCUUAUUAUUUGUCAACAUUCUGUUUCAGACACUCACUGAACAGUUAGAAUGUUUGUGAACAUCUCAUGAUAGUGCAGAACCAUUGGCCAGGGGCAGAAAGCCUGUAGGUGACAGGACAGGAGACAGACAAAGGACCAUUUUUUGCCUGUUUAUAGUUACCAAUCUAUCAGUAACAAGCUCAAGAUUUGACGGCUGAAAAGUGGAGGGGGAAACUAGGAUAUAAGAGCUCAAAUGAGGCAGCUAAUGGGUAUCAUUGUCAAGGUUUAGAUGGGUAUUUAGAGACAUGGGUAUUUAGAGAGACAGGGACUUGGAGGAAGGCUGACUAGCUGGCGCAGAGAUGGGGCACCUGUGUACAAGCCGCAUCAGUCCUAGCCAUCAUUCCCAGUGGUCAGCGAAGUUGUAGUCCAGCAAUGUAUUGUAACCCUCAGGUCCCCUCCCCUAACCUUGAGGAUGGAAAUGACUUACUGCAAGUGAUUUAUGAGCUGUACUAAUGUGCAAAACAUUUUAGAAGGGAAGCAUUACUAAACAUAUAAAGGGCCUGAAGACAGAAAAGCCUUCGUUUAGUUGGUGCAGGGGGCUGGAUUCAGGAUAAAUGUUUCUGCAAACUUUGGUAGACUUCUGCUGAAACAAACACUUUAAAAAUUGUUGUUGAAAUCUUUUUCUUUCCCCCUUCUUUUCUGAAGACAGUGUAUUCAACUAUGAAUACAGUGUAUUCAACUAUGAAUACAGUGUAUUCAACUAUGAAUACAGUGUAUUCAACUAUGAAAAACUGAAGAAAGACAUUAUUUUGACCAACGUUUAACUAAUCAAAUUUUCUGUGCCUGCUUAUUGUAAUGAAUUUGGACCUUGACAGCACUUAGCCCAAUCCCUUUACUUUGCUAGAGAGGGUGUGGAUAUGAAGCUUUAAAAAUGUACCUACUUGAGAUCAGCUUCGUUUCUCAUUUUAACAAGGAGGAGCCUGUUCAUAAAGUAUGGAGAAACAGUGGCUUUGUUUAUGUUUUUGGUCUCUUAACUCCUUUCAGCCAGCUUUAGCCAAUAAAGUCAAUGGCCAAGGGUAUUGGAAGUUGUAGUUUAGCAACAUCUGGAGGGCCCCAGGUUCCUCAGGACUUUUCUAGUUUGUGACCUCAUUUGUAUGGGGUUCCCCCCCCAUAUAGGUAGUCUCAGUGGUGUGCCCCUGAUUUAUUGUUUUCCUUUACUAGUAUACUAUCUUAAUUCAGGGAUGGAGGACCCGUGGCCUUCCAGAUGUUGGAUCUACAACUCCCACCAACUCCCAAACCAUUGUGUAUGCUGGCUGGAGCCGAUGGGAGUGAUUCCAACAACAUAUGGAGGGCCACAGAUACUCCUUUCUUAUGCACAGUGAAAUCCUAUGCAUGUCUACUUGGAUGUAAGCUCCGUUGAAUUCACUGGAGCUUUACUGCCAGGAAAAUGAUAUUUGGUUUCAACUUUAAUUACCGUUUGCAAAUGGUAUGAUGUGAAGGAAAUGUAUUAGAAGUGUGGGAAUCGCACUGAUGUCUCUCUCUGUGUGUAUGUGUGUGUGUGUGUGUGUGUGUGUGUGUGUGUGUGUGUAUAUAUAUAUAUAUAUAUCCCGUGUGUGGGUGCCAGUGAGUUAAAUUUCAGUUGUGUGUGGUUUUAAGAGCGUGGGGCAGACAAGCUCAGAAAUCCAGACGCAUGAGAAGUUGUUCCAUUCCUGCUUGGUACUGUUUUUGUUAGAAGAAUCUACAGUACUCUGGCUAAUACUUCAAAAACACAUUGCUCAGCUACCAGUGUGAACAGUAGCAAAGUGAUAGGGCAAUAUGGAAAGAAGGCAGAGUACAGGAAUGUUGAUUUGGGCCUCUGGCCUGCCACUUGCCAGAUCUUAGUCUUGUCUACACAGAUGGAUUUCUGUGUAUUUUCUUCAAAGUUGCUCCUCAGAAAGUCUCUCUACUACCCACUCUGUGGCUUUUACAUGAUUUGCCCUUGCUACCAUUUCUAUCCAGGUACAGGCAUCCCCUGUUUACGUGUGGGAGUUAUGCCCAGAGGCACCAUGCGUGUUAGCAAAAUCGCAUGUAAUUGAAAACCCAUUGAAAAAGCCUGCAAACACCCCAUUCUGUCCCCGUCCUGCCCUUUUAGUGACGUUUCAGUGAUGACUUUAUGACAUUUCUGGAUCACUCCUGGGAUCAGAGUGGUGCAUGUGUACACGAUCGAUCAUACAUAAAUUGGGGGGGGGGGGCUGCCUGUAUCUGCAUCUGAUCAAAUUAACCCUUGCUCCAGGAAUACUCACCAAGAAACUUGGUUGCCUUAGCUGGAGUAGGAAAUGGUUCUCCCACACCCCCAGCCAAGGUAUAUAGGAGCCAAGGGUAGCUGAGUUAUUUUGGCACCUGAGGCAGCAGAUCCCACAAGUGCCUCUUCCACCUCAUUGGCAGUAAAAAUGCAACAAGAGUGGGGAACCUGUGGAUCUUCAGAUGUAGUUGGACUCCAGCUCUCAUCAGUCCCAGCCAGCAAGACCAGUUGUCAAGGGUGAUUGGGAGUUGGGAGUCCAGCAACGUUUGGAGGGCCAAAGGUGUUUCACUCCUGAGACAUGGCAAUUAAAGAUUCCUGGGUUGCAGGGGGUUGGACCAGAUAAUCCUCUUGGUCUCUUUCAACUUUACAGUGCUAUGAUUCUAUGAGUCUAAUAAUUUGCUGCCCCUUUUUGACACACCAAAUCAGCUGCCUACGGUGGUCAUAUCUCUCUGCCCAGUGGUAGGAAGCUUCCAGUAUGUACGCUAUGCACGGUCAUCCACACCUUGUUGUGACUUAAAGGUUUUGUGUGCACAGAACUCAAGUUUUGCCCUUAGCAGUUCUCCAGGCAGAGGUCAAUUGCAUUUGCUGUAAAUGAGCAGUGAAGUAUUUGUGUAUGCCAGGGAUUUCCCAUGUGUGUGUCUUCAUGUAAUAACAAAACUUGAACUGUUUUUAUCAGGAAAUUUUUCACUUCCAUGUCCGGGGCUUGACUAUCAUCGUCAUAGCGUGGGUGGGAGGGUAUUUUUUGUAACUGAGUUCUGCUCAGUAUAGAAAUAUUCAUUUGACUCUGUGGCUUCCGAGCUGGGUAGUAAUUCCUUGUGAUUUUUAGUUGCCUCCAGAGAUGGCCUGAGUAAUGUAUUAUGUUGAAACCAAAUGCGGGAAAAGGAAAAUAAUGAGAAAACCAGACACUUGGAGCCUUUGCUCCAGAAGUUUCCAUUAAGACAACAUUCUUGAGUGGGAAUACACAGGAAUGAAUGGUUUUCCUCUUUUCCAAUGUUGUUUAAUCAAUAUUAAUGUUGUUUUACAGAAAGCAAUUUUUCAAAUUGUUUCCUUGAAAAUUAACAAUACUGGCAUUUAGUUUAUGCUUCUUUAACUUUUCUAACCCUCUCUACACUUUCCCCCAAUCCAUUUAUAGCCCUUGGGGGGGGGAAUAAAAUGUGUGCAGGUGUGUUUGAGGGUAUCUGAGGGAGUACUGCUUAGCAAGAGAGAGUAAGUAUUGUGGUGUGCUUUCACGAAAAGCUUGGUUACUUGCGCCAGGGCAGGCAUGAACAUCUGCUAGUUGAUAGAAGGUGCGUUGCCUUUAACUGUUCUUCCCUGCUGUGCUGGGGGUGGCUCUUUGUGAGCACCACUUCCUGGAUGAUAUGGCUGGGCUCAAGCUGCUGAUAAAACAGGAUUCACCCAUCUGACUGGCCCAGACAGUGGAACAGCAAGUGCCCUCUGUUUGCUUGCAAAACCCCAAAGGAGCUAUUUAAUCUGCUACCUUGGCUGUGCAUAUUCCCCAGUUGUAUGUACAGCCUACUCUUUGACGUUUGUGUCUUUGGCAAAGUAGGUCGGUUUCCCAACUCAAUGAUAACAGUUUCCCACUCUGCAAUGUUGUAAUCUUGCUGUAACAUGGUCACGGAUUGGUCUUGCCUCAUACAAUUGUCGGUAAGUUUGGCAGACACUCUUUUUCUCCUCUCUCUCUCUCUCUCUCUCUCUCUCAACAUUCUCACAUUCAUGCUUGUUAGUAGCAAAGUUGCUUUAGGUGAACUCUUGUGAUGUCUUGAAUGGUAGAGAACAUUUGCUCCAUUUAAAAAACUGUACAUUACUUUCACGUUUAGCACCCUAUUGUUGAUUUGGAGAGCUGGGUGUUUUUCAUGCUUGCCCAGUGCUAUCUGUUGAAUGGCAUACGGAAAGCCAAUGAAAUGUUUGCCUAUUUUUGUAUCUUACACAAACAAGCAGUAUGCUCCAAACCAAUUCAGAAUAGCUGUGCUGUUUUUGAAAAUUAAAUAAAGCUGUGACCUUCCCUGACUGCCAAGCUUGCGUGUUUGGUGACGUCUCAGGCUGCAGGCUCCGGCUGCGCUCAUUAUGUUCUCCUUUUGCAUCCCUUCAUCAUCAGCAGUCCUUUUGUGCUCAUGAGAACGGCGAGGAGUGCUUUCAGAUGGCAGCAAAGGUCACCAUUUGUUUUGGGUAUCGCGGAUUGUGACAGUCCUGUCUUCGUGGCUCUCCUUUCCUCUUUGCACAAGAAACCAAAAGGGCUUGAAAGAGGACAACACAAGGGUGUUUUUGAUGACUUUAGCUGUUGCUUCCUCCCCUUCAUAACCCUGCCUAAGUUAACUCUUUUCUCCCCCCAGUCGCUGAAAGUGCAUUUGUUGCAAACUGAUUUUUGUUGUGGGUGGAACAGGGUGCCAAAGGAGUCCCAUUUACCCAGCAGUUGCGCUACAUAACUGUGAGGAUAGGAAAAGUGUCCCUGUGGAAAGCCACAUACCUUUCUGCCCACCCCCCUCACCAGGACACUCCCACACUCAAAGCAGGAUGCUGCCCUUCAGACUAUACAAGCCGCAUACUGAUUGUGCAACGAUUCCUGUCAGUGUGGCGGGGGGGGGGGCGCAGCAACGUGGGCUGAAACAGUCAUGUUGACUUGCUGGGAUCCAGAGGACUGAGAAAAAAAUUGUAAGCUGCUCCCUCCCUGCUGGGUUAAAAAAGGCUGAAUCACACACCGAUCUAGUGAUUUCUUUUCUAUAUGCAGGAAAAGAAUAUUUUAUUGCAGAUAUGCAUGUACACAUGUUAUGUGUCCUAACUGCUUUUACUAUCAACAUUUAAGGUAAAGGUAAAGGGACCCCUGACCAUAAGGUCCAGUCAUGACCGACUCUGAGGUUGCGGUGCUCAUCUCACUUUAUUGGCCGAGGGAGCUGGCAUACAGCUUCCGGGUCAUGUGGCCAGCAUGACUAAGCUGCUUCUGGCGAACCAGAGCAGCACACGGAAACGCCAUUUACCUUCCUGCUGGAGCGGUACCUAUUUAUCUACUUGCACUUUGACGUGCUUUUGAACUGCUAGGUUGGCAGGAGCUGGGACCGAGCAACAGGAGCUCACCCCGUCGCGGGAAUUCAAACCGCCGACCUUCUGAUCGGCAAGUCCUAGGCUCAGUGGUUUAACCCACAGCGCCACCCGCGUCCCUACUAUCAACAUUUAAUGUCCACAAAUCAUUCUUUUUUCUCCCCAGUGACAACACCACUGGGGAAAGGGGUUUCCUUUUUUGUGACUUCGUUUUGCUCUCUGCAAACUAGCAGCAGUCUUGACAUUUGCUUACUUAGCGAAAUGUUUGCUAAAGAAGGAGCCACAUGGAUGAUCAUUUCUUCCUUCCAUUACUCCAUGCCUCCAACUCUCCACCUUCGGGCUUCACUUUUCACUUCUGUUUAUUAGAUUUCUGACUGCUGCACCCAUUGAUACGGGAACUCCUGCAAUGUGGGGCCCUCUCUCCUCACUGCCAAGGGUAACAUGAGAGACCUUCACCUCUGUGAAUGGAGCCUACAGUGCAGCUUCUCAUCAUGCCAACAUUCUAGAACUGAGUCAAGGCUGAAGUGGUUAGGAGUUACUAUAAGCCUUUCCCACAUGGACUGGAACUUGUCGCAGUAUGCUUUUGGCGUAUGAAGGAACAAUACUUCCAUACUGCGAGGAAGCAGGCUUUAGCGGCUGUCAUAGAGAGGUGAGAAAGGACCACAAAUGAUGGAUAUUCGAAAUGUUCCCCAAGAGCCACAAGCUGUCAGGGAGAUGGCCCCAAUGAACCCGUGGUCUCAUGUUGCAGAGGCUUGGUCUAGGAACUAUUUUUUUGGUGGUUACCUGCCUAUAUGGCAAGCAGGUUUUCUUUGAUCAGGUUGUGCUUGUGGGCCUUCCCAGAGGCAUCUGGUGAGCCACUGUAGGAAAUGGGAUGCUCAUCGCUGAGCAUCUUGUUUGCCUAGUAGCCAUAAAAUAAAAUUUUUAAAAAUUCCCCUCCCACAUGCAUUUGCCAUAUAAAACAAAUAUUUGAAAACCUUCUUACGAACUGCAGUGGACUAGCUUAGUGGACGUCAUCUGGCAAUGAAUUCCAGAGUCAUGGGGCUACCAGGGAAAAAGAUUCUGCUGCAGGUCUGAAAAAUACGUUUUUGUUCCCUGCGUAUUGCUUUUCAUUGUAUUUUAGGAGCUAGUGCUCCUGCACAGUCUGGAUAGGUUUUACACAUUUCUAUACACUGACAUCAAUCGUCAAGGAAGCAAGGUGCCUGGGAUUUUCCCAGCUCUCUUGCACUGUUUCCCAGACCUCCUACGCAAAAGCCAGAUAGCUUUGAACUUGCACAAGCACUAGCCCAUUAGUGUGACCUUACGGGGUUUAAAUUGUCUGCAUCAAGUGUUGCUGGUUUUUUAAAAGAGUGUUCAACUUGCACUUGCUCUGUUGUUUUUUUAAGAGUUGCAUGAUACAGAAAACAUUUGUCAUAGCUGAGACAGAAGGCCUUCCAAGUUUGUUUGAACCUAGAAUGCUCCUCCUGUCUUGCACUUAUUAAAUAUUCGGAAACGCUGGGAUCUUUGCCUUCUGUCAGUAUUUGCAAAAUGACACAUUUUUAGGUGUAUGUGUGCAGACAGAUGCUGCUUUAUCCAGAGUGAUUUGUUCUUAUGUUAGAGAUUAAGGGCAGGUUUAACCUGGAAUCUCCCAGUCGGAUUAAGGUUUCAUUGGCCUCUCAUCACGGGAGAUAGCAAAAAUACCUUUCCCCUUCUGAGGCUUGAGCCCUGGAGUUUAGUGAAGCAGCUGCUUUAGCUUGGCAGCGUUUGGAAUUGUAAACAUCUCUUUUUGAUGCUGUUUGGCCCAAGAGCAUUUACAGAAGUGACACUGUUUUCGGAUGUGAGGGGAUAGCUCAUAACAUUGUCUUUUAAGGCCAGUAAUUUCCUAGGGUUGGAAGGGAGUAUAGGGUCAUCAAGCCCAGUAACUUGACACAAGGAGGAAUCCCACCUAAAACAAACCUCAAUGCACAAUUUUUCCUCAUUUGUUUAUGGGUGUAAGGGGCAGACAGAUGGUUUUUCCUUGAGGCAUCAGUUUCGAUUGAGGAGGUAUGUAGUUUUUCCCCUAGGCACUGAAAAUGCUGUCUUUUAUUCACAAUUUGCAGCUUUCCCCUUCUGCUAGCACAUGAGUAGGGAAACUAAGGCCCGGGGGGCCGGAUCUGGCCCAAUCACCUUCUAAAACUGGCCCACGGACAGUCCAGGAAUCAGCGUGUUUUUACAUUAGUAGAAUGUGUCCUUUUAUUUAAAAUGCAUCUCUGGGUUAUUUGUGGGGCCUGCCUGGUGUUUUUACCUGAGUAGAAUGUGUGCUUUUAUUUAAAAUGCAUCUCUGGGUUAUUUGUGGGGCAUAGGAAUGUGUUCAUCCCCCCCUCCCAAAAAAAAUAUGGUCCGGCCCCCCACAAGGUCUGAGGGACAGUGGACCGGCCCCCUGCUGAAAAAGUUUGCUGACCCCUGUGCUAGCAUUUCAGGUACAAUUAUUAGCCCAGUCUGGAAUGUGAUGGUCUGGGUGCCUUGGGCAUCUGUUGGGUAUCCUACUCAGGUCUAUGGCAUUUUGUGCCAGUUUUAGGAUUUUAGUGUUACUAUUUUUCAGUCACUUGGCAACACAUUGCUCCUUUGCUAUACCUCUCAAGGAUGGUAAAACUCAAAACAGCCGCUAAUAAAUUUAUAUAUUGCAAACACCAUGAUGCCUCUGCUUUCUACCCCCAAUAUGGAGAAAAGGGCCGGAAGAUCAGUGGUUAGAGCCACCUGUUUUGGAUGAAGAAGGUUGCAAAGUGGCUUCCUGGCACCUCCAUUUUAAAUGUACAGGUAGCAAAUGAUGGGAGAAAUCUCUGGCAGAGAGCCACUGUCAGAGUAGACAAUUCUGGGCUAGAUGGAUCAGCCUGAAAUUCACCUUCAUAUGUUCAUAAGGCCCCAUCGUUUUGUGAGCCUUUUGCUUUUAAGUUUUAUUUUCAGAAAGUUCUGAAAACUGUGUGCUCCCUGUUUUUCCCCGCUGGCCCAGUUUCUUCAAGUAUAUAUUGUUUCCUUGAGACACAUAGCUUGACUUGUUUGCAUGAAUCAUGCGGAAGUAUUGCACUGCAGACAUCUAUUGAUCUUUCAGGGCAAGCAAUUAUGACUGAGGACCAGUUCUGGGAAAAAAAAUUGUGGGCCACUUGAGAAUAACUGAGAAUGCUUCUGGAUCACUUAAUAAACAUUUCUUCCUCUGCAUAUGAAGCAGACCUGUAAUUCAUGGUUUUAAUAGCCAUAUGAAGGUGCUUCUGAGUUACAUGUGCAGAAAAAUAAAAUAAUGUCUUCUUCUGCACCAGCAUCAGUGUCAAGACUAACACAAGUAUAAUGAAAAUGUUGAGCCCUAGACCAUGACCUUGUUAGCCUGUCUGAUAAUUUGUCCCUGGUUAAAACAGCCUCAGUCAGCACCAUCAGGGACAAUGUGGUCAUCAGUCAGGUACAAAUAUUUUCAGCUGUUGCUUAACCAUUCUGUUGACUGCCUGAAUGGAACUUUCAAACCGCAGUUUGAGAUUCUCUUGUCCAGAUUAAGGUGGUUGUUGUUUUUUAAAUACAUUUUGUUUGUUCAUUGUAAGUUGCCUUGAGAGAGCUUUGCCCUAAAAGGCCUCCUAAAAUAAAUAGAAACAAAAACUUGGGAUUUCUUUCAGCUCUCUGAUUCUGUCAGUCUUGAUAGAACAGUCGCUAAAGGCCUGUCCUCUCUAGGGCUGGGCAAUAUCUGAUUUUAAACAUCACGAUAUAUCACCAGCUACAUAUAAUGAUAUCUUGAUAUGUUGCAAUAUAUAUUGGUGGUGGCGGAGAACCUUGCCGGGCCUCCCUGUGGUGGUGGAGGGGAUUAAAAUGUAAAGAAGUAGUAGAUUUAAUAAAAAUAUUAAAUAAACUUCCAUAUAAUAUCUUUAAUAUAUUUUCAACUAAUUUAAGGGUAGUUUAAGUGAUUUACUAGUCAAGUUGCAUCUGCUUCCCCAUUCAGAGAUCUAAGUGGAAUCUGUACAUGCAUAAACCCCACUGAGUUCAACUAAACUUAACUGCUGGGAGUAAGCCUCAUGGAAUUCAGUAGUACUUGCUUGUGAGUAGGCUCACAUUUGCUUGCACUGCUUACCGAAAAACACCCCAUCAUUUUCACAUAGUACCUAAACUCCCAUUGUUCAGCAUUAGGCAGCCAGCUAAAUCUUCUCCCCUCCAUUCCGCCCCCCCCACAGAAGGCCCGCCCAAAGCUCUCAUCCCACCAAUCUCUCCCUUUUUAUCAAAGAGGGGGAGGGAGGUCAAGCAAGCAAAAAGAGAGCAAGCAAAGCUGGAAACCCUGGUGCUUGCAAAAUAUCUGCAAAGUAUCCAUUCAGAUGAGCUAUCCCUCUGGGAAGCUGUUAAAUAUCCACCUUUUGUUCACAGGUAUACAGUCCUACCUCCGCUGACUGGUUAGUAAACUUCGGGAUACAUAAGUGGCAAACCCGGAAAUAAAUUUCCAGUUUUUUGCUGCAUGCGCAGAAGUGGUAGACUGCUUUUGCGCAUGCACAGAAGCACUCUACCACUGUGCGUGCUUGCGCAGAAGCGGUUCCUCCGGUUGCGGAAACCUCGGGAUCUGACCAGAGCACUGGAAUGGAUCCUGUCCGCAACCGGACAGGUACCACUGUAUUGCCUUGUUGAAACUGCUUAUCACAAUGUUAUUUCAGUACAGUGGUACCUCAGGUUACAUACGCUUCAGGUUACAUACGCUUCAGGUUACACACUCCGCUAACCCAGAAAUAGUGCUUCAGGUUAGGAACUUUGCUUCAGGAUGAGAACAGAAAUCGUGCUCUGGUGGCGCGGCAGCAGCAGGAGGCUCCAUUAACUAAAGUGGUGCUUCAGGUUAAGAACAGUUUCAGGUUAAGUACGGACCUCCGGAACGAAUUAGGUACUUAACCCGAGGUACCACUAUACCAGUUUACUGUACAGCCCUAGUCCUCUCACAAGGAAGACAGGAGAGCAUCUGGAAAAGACAUACCUUGGAAAACACACUAGGCGUGGUUCGAAAUGUGCACUUGCCAUUCAGUUUCCCAGAAGGUUGUUGAAUAUGUGCAUAUUACAAACAUGUGGAUUGUGAAUACUCUGAAGCAAAGGUCCAAAUCUAAUGGCCACUUCUCCAUAUACUCAUUUUGAGAACAUUUGUAACGGGUGGAAAAUAGAGAACUGAGAAAUUAGCAUUGCUGUGAACUUCCCUGCUCUUCUGAAGGCAGGCCUUAUCUAAUACACUGAUAUAUCUCUUCAGUUAAUUGUUGGUGUCUAGUGGCUCUUAUUUCACAAUCUUUCAUGUUUCUAGUUGCUCUUGUUUAGAGGGCAUCUAUCACUCCAUUGUAAAGCUUAGAGAUUGACAGGGUGCGGCUUCCACAAUCUAUCAUUCUCCAAGCUUCCCUCUCCUGUUCUGUCUUGCAUUUUAUUUAUUGCUGUGGAUUGGAAGAAAGAGUUUUUGAACUUGCAUAGUUGUGCCGGGGGGGGGAGAAAAGCUAUAACUAAAACUCAUGUAAACGUGAUGCAGAUUUUUGGUUCCUUCUGUCAAAAAUAAAAUAAAAAAUACCUGAGAAGGUAUGGCUUUGUACAAUCUUUCAGCAGGCUAUUCCAGUAAGAGGUUUUCCUGGCUGUUAAGAAUUAGAAUUCAACAUUUCUCUUUGUUGCUUAUAGUUGGCGUACUGUUGCUGGAGAGCCUGGGCUGUUCCUGAGGCCUUUCCCUUCCUCGGCCUCAUAAAUGUAAAAAAAUAUAUAUGUGUGUGUUUUCUUUGGAACCUUCUCUCCCCCUGAAAUGUGUCACUUUCUUUCAAGUUCUUUCUGUCUGACCCAAGCUUGUGGUAGGCUGCACUCUGAUAGAGCUUGGUGCCCUCUUUAUUUAGCAGGAGCUAUUAUGGGCUACAUAUUGGCUACUAAUCCUCCAGGUUAUGACUGUCUUAAGUCCUCUUAAUUUUUGAAGGAUGGUGCAGCUCGCAGAUAACAACUGGGUCAGGACAGCUGGAGAGAGAUUUUCAUAGUCUGGGGCUGGGCUGUGGGAAGGAAUAAAUCUCUGCCAAAAAUUAAAUAUGAAUAUAUUUGUAGUCUGUGUUGUGUACAGAUGUAUAAGGGUUGUGGCUUAGUGCUUUUCCACAAUGUUCUUAUGAUGAAGGGCUCAAGGGCUUGGUGUGUGUUAGUUGUUUUGUUAUUAAGACUAAAAGGUGGGGAAAUAAUUGGUUUAUUGACAUGAAUGAAAGGAGGCAUUCUUUUUCCCGCUGUCUCGUAAUACUGGAAUAACUAAUGAUUGUCAGAAAGUUGAGGACUGGCAAAAGGGAAUAAUUCACUCAUCACGCAAAACUCUGGUAAACUUAUUGAAAUUGUUCACUUCUGGAGGGUAAUGCACUCUAGAGGAUACUUGAGGCUCCUUAGGAGUUUCUGCUUGGUAUGGCUAGCACUCUUAUUUGAACCCUACUUAAAGGGGUUUGAUGUCCUUCAGAUGUUGUGGGCUCCAACUCCCAUUAUUCCUGACUACUUGCCAUGUUGACUAAUGGAAGUUGCAGUCUAGAACAUAUGGAGGGCACUACAUAGGCUAUCCUCGCCCUAGCCAAACGGUUGGGUGAGGAGGUGGCCUGGGCAUUUGAUGCAAAAGAACCUAAACUUUCUUGCAGGGUCCAAUUGACACCUUGUUUUACCAGAGAGCUAAGGACGAUGAAUCUGGAAGGUUGAUAGCAUGAAGCAUUAAACUUAAUGUGAAUACAGUUGAACGCAGCUGAGAAAGUAUGAUUUUGCCUACUGUAUUGUGAACUGCCCUGAGAUCUGCGGAGAAAUCAAUCAAACAAACAAACAAACAAACUCUGGGAAAAUGAUGGCAGUGUACAACAAUACUUUGCCACCAUUGCAUUCUUAGUGUGUCACCCACAGGAGUGUUUCCAAGACAUUUGGGGCAUAUUUGGUCUUAGCCCACAGCUCUCACAAGCAUGCUGUUUUUUGCAAGACAUUUCACUUGAAGAAUUGCUUGAAUCCAACUGAAAACUGCAAAUGCAAUACUGUAUAUCGUGCAGUAAAGUUAAUGAAUACAUCAAGGGCAUACAGUAAUCUGAUCUUGUUUUAAGGGAAUGAAUGCUAUUGUGGCCUGAGGAUAUGGGCAAGGCGCAUGGAGGGGGUGCCUACUCAACCCAUCAUGGCUGAUGAUCCCAGGGAGGGUGUUGCCUUUCUGGAAGCAGGGUAUGAUUAAUGCCUCCCUUGAACAAGGCUGCUCCUGAAGAAAUUCUUCUGCAUUUCAGGAGCGUAAUAAGCUGGUCACAUAUACUCCCUUUUGGGGCAAGGGUGGCAGCAGGCAACUCCAGGAAUUAUUGAUUGACUGAUUUCCUGGACACAUGCCAGUAUGGCUUCAGGUUUCAGGCUUGGUUUAGGCACAGAAACUGCCUUGGUCACCUUGCUGGAUGCUGGGAGAAGGAGUGCAGCCUGGGUAAUUCCCCUGCACUUCUCAAUUGCUUUCGAUGCCAUUGACCUACAGUGCCCUUCUGGGUAGAUUCUCAAAGAGUUGGUGGCAUGGAGUUUUGGUGAUCCCUCCCCUAUUCGGUUGGAGUAAUUGCUUAUUAUUGGUUCUUUCGUGGCGUUUAUGUCGUGAAGUCCCACAGAGUUCCACCUUCUUCUCCCAUGCCCUGUAACAUCUGCAUGAAACUGUUGAAUGCAGUGGGGUGAGAUGUCAUCAGUAUUCACAAUACAGUACAAGCAACUCUGCAUUUCUCAUUUGUAUCUGAAUCAGGAGGUGGUGGAAGUGCUGAACCUGGAGCCUGAAAUUUGUAGUGGGCUGGAUCAGGGCUAAUAAACUGAAGCUCAGUCCUGAGAAGGUGGGUGUGUUAUGGACAGAGGUGCUUCAUUUGUUUUAGGAGAUGGUGUUAAGGCAUUUCUGGACAGGACCAUACUCCUCUGGAAGACUAUGGUUUCUAGUUUAGGGGACACGUCUGGAUCCAACUUUGUCACCAGAAGUCCAGCUGUUGGGUCUUUCAUCAGCUGAGACUGGUGGGCCAGCUGCAUUCUCUCUUGGACACGAGAACCUCUUGGACACGGUUAUGCAUUAUACCUGAGGCUACCGUUUUGGAAACCUGCUGGAAACUUCAGUUAGUAUAAAAUACAGGUGCUAAGUUGCUGACUUGAGCUUUGGGAGCACAUUAUUCUAGUGCUUAUAAAACUCUACCCGCUUCCAGUUUGUGCUGAUAGUUGUUUGCCACAUCCAGUAGGGAGCCUUCAUUACAUCAGGCCUGGGUACAUCUUUAAUUGAAUAUGUUUAUACUGACAGGGCAGCACGCAUAGAGAUUAGGGUCCCCCGUGGGUUUCUAGCAAAGCAGCUUGCUGUUGUUUUUCCUGGCAAAAUUACUAUAAGCAAAAUUGCUUACAUUCAGAGUACUUGUCAAGUUGUUACUGCCUUAUUAACCCCUGGCUGUUUCCUGCUGUCCCUGCCCCCCCCCAAUCAAAUUAAGCCCUAGUAAGUUGCAGAAAUCCACUAUGGACUGCAUAAAAUGCUAUUGUGGCUGAUGAAACUGCACUUCAUAGCCUACAUACAGAUGGAUUAGAUUGUGCCUUCAGCAAAUUCAUGCACAUUUUCAAACAGUUAUUUUGCUUCUGCAAAUCAUAUAGUAAAGCAAGGGGCUGCAGGGCACUGAAGCUCCACUUCCUGAACGCUCAAAAUCCUGUUCUGCAUCCCUGUUCUGGCUCUCGGAUCUCACUAGGCAUUGGCUUUACACAGACAUUUGAAGCCUGUUCUGGCAGUCAUAAGGGUAAGAAACAUCAUCAUCAUCAUUAUUAUUAUUAUUAAAAAGCAAGCUCAGGUUCCUGGGGUGCUGAAUUCUGCACCCGUUACCCAAUUCUGUGUUUUUGUUCAGUUUGUGUGGAAUUGCAGAAUAUUCAUAAAAUAGACUACCAGUUUGCUUAUGAAGACAAGGAAGAAUGCCAUCUACUGUGAGCUUACCUGUCUAAUCUCCUCUUCUUCUUCUUCUUUGGUGAUCACUUGUAGCUGAGUAAGAUUUUCUUCCAUGAACACGUUCUUAACGGUGUGUCUGUGGAAGCCAAUUCUGGAUCCACACACCCUUUCACAGUGGGAACAUAGGUUUCUGGGCGAGAGUUGAUCAUGGUGAAGAUUUGCCAAAGGUGCCUUCCUCUUAGCUCAUUUUUCCCUUUCAUCCUGAGUUCAGGCUUCUUCAAAGUCCUAGACACCUUUGGUAAAGGCUUUUCUCGAAUUGGAGUGCUCGCAGGCCAGUGUUUCCCAAUUUUCUGUGCUUAUACUUCAUUUUUUAAAGAUUUGCCUUGAGAGUGUCUUUAAACCUCUUUUGUUAUCCACCAGUAUUUCGCUUUCCAUUCUUAAGUUGGGAAUAGAGUAGACAAUAAUCAGGCAUCCGAACCACAUGACCAGUCCAACGAAGUUCAUGUUCAAUAAGCUUAAUUGAGGAGGCUUUCAUUUAUCCUGCCUAUAUGAGAUGAAUGUGCAGCUAGAAUACAGAAGAGAGUUUUCUCUGGGGUGAAAUCCAGAUUAAUUAUUUUAUUUUUUUAAUUAUACCUCAUCUUUCCUCCAAGGAGGUGCACAUGGUUCUACCCCAACCCAUUUUAUCCUCAAGUAAGGCUGAGAUACAGUAACUAUCCCAAGACCACCCAGUGAGCUUUUAUGUGGCUGAAGUUGAGACUUGAACACAGGUCUACCAAGUCCUAUACUGAUACUCUUAACCACCUUGACUCUCAUUUACAUAGCUGCUCAGAGACUUCUGUAUGGUGCCCUUCUUAAUGAUCUUAACAUCUGUUAUACAGUGGUACCUCAGGUUACAUACGCUUCAGGUUACAGACUCCACUAACCCAGAAAUAUUACCUCAGGUUAAGAACUUACCUCAGGAUGAGAACAGAAAUCAUGCUCCGGCGGUGUGGCGGCAGCAGGAGGCCCUAUUAGCUAAAGUGGUGCUUCAGGUUAAGAACAGUUUCAGGUUAAGUACAGACCUCUGGAACGAAUUAAGUUCUUAACCUGAGGUACCACUGUAUUAUCAGUCACUCUGUUUCCAUUAUUGUUUUUUAGUGUGUGUGUUUCAUUUUAAAUUGUUCAAUGUUUUCUGCUUUGAGCAUCUCGGAUAGAAAGGUGGUGGAUACAUUUGCUAAAAUAUAUAAACAAACACCAAAGAUUUGCAUUCCUCUUUCCGCUUCAUUUGUAAACCUUCCAGGUUGUGGUGAUCAUUCAAGUCACAUUGUUAAAACUUUGGGGCAAUGAAAGCGCGUAGCUGGAAUCGUAUCUCAGCUAAGUUAGUCUGCUUAAGUUACCCAGUGGAAUCAGGUCUUUGUGUACAGAUGAACUGACUAAUAAGGAUGAAAUUCACAACUUUCAGAGAUUUGACCAAGUGCCCUCCAGCUUUGUUGGAACUGAUCCUGAUCCUUAGGGACUGGUGGUUUGAAAAGCCUCUUCAGGGUUUGCUUUCGAAAAAGCCUCUUCAGAUGCACUGGGCCUUUUGCCUUUCUUCAAAAAAACAAAAGAAGUUUACAAAUUGUGCAGCAAUGGGUUUGUAGACCCUGUGCAUGUUUCUCCUGUGGAUAACUGCCUUUGUCUGUCCAUAUUAGUCAACAAAAGCUAGAUACUUCAGAGUAUGGGGUCCUCCAUUCUUUUUGUUAUCUAAGCAGGGGUAGCAAACAUGAGUAUCCUCCAUUGUGGUUGUCCACGCUGACCAGGGGAGAUGGGAGUCCAAUAACCACAUUGGCUACAUCAAUAGUAAUUGGCUUUUAGAGAAAUGAUUCUGAAAGGAGACCUAUCCAGCCCCUCUGAAAAUUCUCUUAAUGGGAAUUUUUGUGGGGAAAUGAGACACAAGGGAAUGCCAAAAAUCAUGUGGAAUUAUCACCCAUAAGAGAGAGCUCCACUCAAGUUAUUCAUUUAUCUGUAACACACACAAAACCCUCUUGCCACAACCCACCCAAUUCCGGUGAGUUCCCCCCAACCGUCAGAAGAGUCUUUUACUGGAUUCAGAAGGCUGCCAGGGCACACAGGAGACAGGAAAGUAAUCUGCCUACCACCUGCAUAUCUCUGGAUCCAAGCCCAGGUCUAUUUCUCUUGAACCGAAGGGCAUCCCUGCUCACCAGGAUGGCUAGGUGAAGUACAAAAUCUGCAUUUUCUUGAAUUUGUUUUGGGGGCGGGUUUCCCUUGGGUGCACAGUACCCAGGGUAACUUUUGUUUAUCCCCAUGUUUUGAAGUUGCUCUGUAUUUGAACUGAAUCCAGUCUUCUGUUACAACGAAUCCAGAAGUUCCUAGUAUGGUGCAUUUGUCUCCCAGGCAGUACAAGCAUGUGGGUGAAUAUUUCUGUUAAACGUUGAGUGGGAGGAAGCUGGUUUACUAGAGGCAGCUGAUUUUCUGGAAGGAAAUUGCGUCUUCCUGUCAGGGGGCAGCUGGAGAAGCAGCAGCAGCAGCAAGAACUGGGGCCCAGGUUGCUUCUAGGAGACUCGUUUCUCACAGCCAUCUGGCACAGGCGUGCAAACUUAAGAUCCACUAAUGUAACCUGCUAUCCUGCCUGCUGCUCAACAAAUCUUCGGUUUUUCCAGUCCUAGACAGGCAUAGAACCAGGAGAGGGUAGCAUAAGGGGGGUGGGGCAGUUUGAACCAGGGAGGCUUCCCAUUUCACCUGUGCCUUAAAAGGGUUGAUCUUCGCUAGCUUAGAGCAAUGUCUUUGCACUGUUUAUACCUCCCACUCCCAAGUCACCACACAGCACACAUUGUCUGCCUGUGUGCAACUUAAGGCUGGCGCACGUUGUUAUCUUUUGUCACCCCCAUCUCCAUGCAGGAGGGCUGUUCUGCUACUUUGCGUAGAAAAAACAUGUCUGUGGUUCUGGCAUUGCUGUGGCUUUUUUUUUUAAAAAAAAGGUGAUUAGAAAUGUACUUGUUCAUGUGCGGGUUGGUUCUGAAUUAACUGGAUUCAGGCAAAAAUUGUGGCAAACCACUGGGGCACAGAGGGCUAGCUAUAUGACAACAAUUGUAGAUGAACUAAUGGCAUAUAAUGUCUACCUUAUUAGCUAUUAGGGCUGUGACAGUUCUCCCUGUGUAAAAGUGCUUGUGGAACAGGAUGGCUUUUAAUCAUGUACUAGUCUUGUUGGGGUUUCUAAGCCCUGACACAUUUUCAAUAUAGAUCACGCUUCCCGAUACAUGGACCGAUUGCUGAGUUCUCUACGGGGUAAUGAGGACUUUCCUUUGGCGUAGGUUGUUGUUUUUGGUAAUGCUCCAAUAUUAAAAGCUUCGUUUCGUUUUCCUGUUUUUUGCAGUUUGGAGUCACUUUGUGGCUCGUGACUCAAGGCUCGCUACUUUUGCUUUCAGUGACUGCUGUGAAUUGGCGUAACUGAACAACUUGGUGUGUGUGGUUUUCCCCCAGCACAGUGUUCCCAGAGAGUUUCCAGCCCAGACUCAAAUUUGCUUCCACAGCAUAUUAGGCAUGGGUUUCCCCUAUGACAGUAGCAGUAUGAGAGGGCUAACAAUUACGUUGUACAUGUGAAAGGUGGAGAAACCUGUGGCUGAGGAGACUGGGAAGGAAGUUUAUCACAAUGGUCUGUCCCCAUGGUAUUCAGCAGGGGUCAGCAAACUUUUUCAGCAGGGGGCCGGUCCCCUGCUGAAAAAGUUUGCUGACCCCUGCUGAAUACCAUGGGGGGGCAGACUAUAUUUUGGGAGGGAAACCAAAAACGAUGCAAGAGCACCACACGCCCCGGUGGCUGCUUACCUGUGUCUUGCGAGCGGCGGGAUGCUGAGUGGCGCGCGAAAGGGCUCCAGAGGGGAGCUGCUUAAAAUGGCAGCCGCUCGAGCGCUGCUGCUGCUGGCACCAACAAAGCCCAGCCCCCUUCCUCCUUUAGGCAGGGCGGGGAGAAGCCAGGAGGAGGGAGGAGGCGCUGCUGCCGUGUGAGGGAGAGGGAGGGUUGACAGAGAGGGAAAGAAUGUGCGUGCUGGUGAACCAUGCAGCGAUUCCUGGACCAUCCAUGGGCCGGAUGGCACUUGGGCCUGAUCUGGCCCACGGGCCUUAGUUUGCCUACCCAUGGUGUUCAGUCACUGGUACUCCAGGGGCAAACCUGUGGGCAAGAUACAGUUGUGAAGCAAGCUAAAGAGCCUGCUUGCUACCCUUUUUGGGUGUCCCCAGUUGUCAAGCUGUGUGUGGUGACUGACAAGGAGGGGCGGGGAGACUGUAUAUCUAACAAGCAUUGAAAGAGCUGAGCCAGAACCGAAACAAUUACCACCAUUAUCUAAUAUAUAAUGUAUAUCUGAUGGUAUCAUAUAGAAAUGGAAUCGGAUGACAAGACAGCAGUGGUAUAGGUGCAACCGUAACUUGGUUAUAUCUGCAUGUGCCACAUUUUUUUUAUUUUUAUUUUUGCAAACGCGCUCUUUAAAGGCACAGAAGUCAUGGGAGGGUAGCAGUGGUAUAACAAUGUGGAUUUGGUUGAUCAAGCACAGAAAACCCAAGAGGGUUCUUUCAGUUCUCUUUCACAUGUGGCCUUCGUACAAUUAAUGAGCUGGGUAUCACACUUCACACUGAGUGUGUUUUCCUUCACAUCAUGACGAAAGUACUAAACCUGUCAGAAGCUGAGAAGCACUAUAAUGGCCCAGAAGUUUUAUUUUUCUUCUCCAAGGAUCAGGACGUUGGCAGGCUCAGUCUUGAUCCUGCAACAACUGAGUGGAUUUUACUUCUUUCUUAACCUUGCUUUGGAAUCUCUUCUUAAUUUGAACAUGCUUUUAAAAAUUAUUAGGUUUUUGUUUUUUUUAACUGAUCUCGCCCUGCUUCUGUCAGACCCUACUGCAGCCCCUCUUCCUCCUUGGGAGUAGCUAUCUUCCUUCCCCUUUGUCUUGCGGUCAUGAUUCUCCCUCUAACGCAGAGCUUUCCAAACCAUGUGUCGCGACAUGUUAGUGUUUUGGCUGUAGUGUGUAGGUGUGUCGUGCAAAUGCUCCUGGCAUUGGAAAACAGUUAGUUUAAACUCUGGUUUGCUAGUAAAACUGAAUUACUGUGUCGCGAAAUGAUGCAUGCCUAAAAAAAAAAAGUGUAUCACCAAUAUGAAAACUUUGGAAAGCUCUGCUCUAAUGCUUUUAUUCUCUUCAUCUUUGCAGGGCGUUGAACUAG
Messenger RNA from Podarcis lilfordi (Lilford's wall lizard), 34253 nucleotides. NCBI's taxonomy places the organism in Eukaryota, Metazoa, Chordata, Lepidosauria, Squamata, Lacertidae. The record is from the annotation of a GenBank genome assembly.